This is a messenger RNA of Strongylocentrotus purpuratus (purple sea urchin), 3300 nucleotides long. RefSeq lists its product as uncharacterized. Lineage: Eukaryota; Metazoa; Echinodermata; Echinoidea; Camarodonta; Strongylocentrotidae. Bases 1 to 3300 code for a protein of 1099 amino acids. The record is from RefSeq and is a predicted model, not a curated record. The transcript has 3 exons.
AUGCUUAUAACAUCAUCUGCAAACAGAAGUUCAGCCGGAGCUGCAAUAGGAGGUGUGGGAUUAAUACUAAGUCCCAGUGCAUAUGACUCCCUAGCUAGCAUGAGAUCACAUUCUGACCGAAUACUCGUCGCAAACUUUCAAGGAAACCCUGCAACUACAGUCAUUACAACUUAUUGCCCAACCAACGUAGUGAACGAGGAUAUCAUUGAAGGACACUAUGACAAUUUAAGAAGAGCAAUUGACUCCGUACCAGCACACAAUGUUCUUCUUGUGGUUGGAGACUUCAAUGCCAGAAUUGGACCUGAGGAUGCUAAAUACACUUACCAUGAAACAACCAACAGAAAUGGAAAGUACUUAGUGGACAUGGCAGUUGAAAAGAACCUAGUUAUAGCAAGUGGUCAGUACUGUAAGAAGAAAGGGAAAUUGUGGACCUAUAUUAGCCCAUGUGGAAGUAAAUGCCAACUGGAUUAUAUACUAAUAAGGAAAAAGUGGAGGAACAGCUUGAAUAAUGUCGAGGCGUAUAGUACUUUUGCCAGUGUAGGAUCCGACCAUAGAAUAGUAUCUGCAAGAGUCCGUUUGAGCCUUCGAAAGAGCAAAACCUUGGCAAAAGGAAAACAGCACGAUUGGAAACUUCUCAGCACUGACAACCACCUUCAGAAGCUAUACAGCAUUGAAGUCCGCAACAGGUUCCAGCCCCUAGAGAAGGAGGAAGAAUCGGCUACCGAGAGGUAUGAGCGAUUCAUAACAGCACAUAAGGAGGUUACUGAGAAAGUUAUCCCAGUGAAAAAGAAGACAAGAAAGUUGCAUUUUCCCAACGAUACACGUGUAAUCAGUGCUAGAAAUAAGAUCAAUAAAGCCUACAUGGAGUACCAGAAAGAUACAACUGAUGAAAAUCGGCAGAUCUACAAGCAAGCCAAGCACAACCUUGAGGAAGCAUACAAUGUAGUUAUAGAAGAAGAUCUUGAUAGUAAACUAAAAGAUGUGGAGAGAGCGCAUGCCAACAGUAAACAUGGGCAGAGCUGGAGACUCAUAAAUGACAUAACCGGAAGGAAAGCAUCCCCGAAAGGGCAGUUAAAAGGAGACACACAGAAAGACAGGGUCAUAAACUGGUUCAACCACUUCAAGAAUCUUCUCGGAAGCCCUCCUGAUAUAGAUGAUGAGGAUGAAGAAAUUCUGCCUAUACUAGAGAGUCUGAACAUCAAGACAGGGCCAUUUGAUCGUAAAGAAUAUUCAAAGGCAAUAAAGUCACUAGUAGAAGGGAAGAGCUUUGGGGAAGAUGGCAUACCACCAGAGGUUCUAAAAAGAUGUGACCUGGAUGAAAUAAUUCUGAGUUUCUGCAACAACGCACUGAUCAAUGAAGAAAAGCCCCACCAAUGGUCCAUACUGAACAUUGUACCAAUACCAAAGUCUGGAGACCUGAGCCAAGGAGGAAACUAUCGAGGAAUCAGUCUAAGCUCCAUCGUGGCCAAAACUUUCAAUAGAUUGAUUUUGAACAGGAUCAGACCUGUACUUGAUAGUCACCUGAGAACCAACCAAAAUGGAUUCAGAGUUGGAAGGACCACAGUGGGACAUAUUUUGGCACUUCGCAGGCUUAUAGAAGGAGUAAAAGAAAAUCAGCUCCCGGCUAUUAUCACAUUUAUUGACUUUCGCAAAGCCUUCGAUACCAUCCACAGAGGCAAGAUGUUGAAGAUCCUUACUGCAUAUGGCAUACCGGAACAACUGGUGAAUGCUAUUGGCAAGAUGUACGAAGACACCAAAGCAAAAGUAAUAUCACCUGAUGGAGAGACUGACCUCUUUGAAAUCAUGGCUGGUGUGCUUCAAGGUGACACGCUUGCACCUUACCUAUUUGUAAUAGUCCUCGAUUAUGCCUUGCGAGCAGCUAUAGACGGCCAUGAAGAAGAACUUGGAUUCCAACUAGAAAGAAGGAGAAGUAGGAGAGUUGGUCCGGAAAUCAUAACAGACCUAGAUUUCGCUGAUGACAUAGCCCUGCUAUCUGAGGAAUUAGAGCAAGCCCAAAAACUGCUGAGCAGGGUGGAGACAUCGGUAGGCAAGGUCGGGCUCCGGAUGAAUUCAGGCAAAACCAAGUUCAUGUCAUUCAAUCACAGGGGGAUCAUCACUAUAAAAACAAAUGAUGAAAUUCAGUUGGAGAAUGUACCUGAUUUCAAGUACCUGGGAGCAUUGAUGGUGAGCACAGAAAAAGAUGUGAAAGCUCGUAAGUCAGCAGCAUGGAGAGCGUGUAGCAAGCUUGGAAGAAUCUGGAAAUCUUCUCUUCCUAGGCAGUUCAAACAACGUUUGUUUGUUGCUACAGUUGAAUCUGUGCUUCUAUACGGCUGCGAAGCAUGGGCAGUUACAACAAAGCUGGCAAAAGAAUUAGAUGGUUGCUACACCAGACUUCUUAGGACAGCAUUCAACGUGCACUGGAACCAGCAUAUGACCAAUAAAGAGCUGUACGGGAAGGAUCUACCAAAAGUAUCAGAAAAGAUCAAAAAAAGAAGACUACGUUUUGCAGGACACAGCUGUAGGAACAUCAAUGAACCAAUAUCUCAGCUUAUACUCUGGAAGCCUAAACACGGGAAGAGGAAACCUGGAAGACCUCAUCUUACUUAUACAGACCUACUCAAGAAGGAUACGGGACUUGAACUGUCAGAGAUAAAAGCAGCCAUGCUGGACAGGAAUCUAUUCGGGAUAGGUAGUAUAUCUGCAACGCUAGGGUCGUCAGAAAGACAAACCAAGUCACGAGAGACUACUGCAGACACUGAUCAACCACUUGCACACGACCAGUCCGGCAAGAACCACGGAGAUGUGGCGAAUGAAUGCACAGACCAACUUUCUGAAGAGGUAUCAAACCACACCACUGAUGGUGUACAUGGCUCAUCCGAUGAUAUGCUCUAUGGAGCAACUGGACCUGAAGACCCUCAGGGAGAAGUUGAAGCGGAAGGGUCUUUAGGAGGACAGACAAAGACACGGACGACUACUUCAACCAGUGAUCAACCUCCUGAAGAGGACAAGUCCUUCAAGAACCACAGGGAGGAAGUGAGUGAAGGAACGGACCAAAAUCCUCAAGAAUCACCAACAAACAGUUUCGAAGAUGAUUUACAAGAAACGUCUAUAGAUGUAUCUUCUACCAAGCCGUUUGACGAGGGAUGUGACACAAUGGAUGACAGGGAUGUAGAAUAUGUCACCAUUAACUAUAGCGACUUGCUUUCUAAUCUUGCCGUGACCGAGACAUCUUCAGAUAAUCUAUUGAUUCUUUUCUUCCUGAAAUUAAUCAUUGAUGUUCCUCAAAAAGCAUUUGGUUGA